This is a messenger RNA of Gloeophyllum trabeum ATCC 11539, 2039 nucleotides long. RefSeq lists its product as uncharacterized. Lineage: Eukaryota; Fungi; Basidiomycota; Agaricomycetes; Gloeophyllales; Gloeophyllaceae. The record is from RefSeq and is a predicted model, not a curated record. The transcript has 14 exons. The annotation marks the transcript as partial.
UGUUCUUGUGCGAAAUCGGCCACAUCCCUAAAGCAGUUCACGGUCUCAAGACACCACGCUCGAGCGCGAACUUGGCAGAUACAGCCCGCCGAGUCAUGAUUAUCAGGUUUCACAACCCUGACUUGGUUUCCUCCGAAAAUGUCAUGUUCGCACACUGCAAGUCCCUCGAAAUCACGUACUCCUCAAGCGGAUCGACACUACUGCUGUCGAGUACCACUGCCUCCGAGGAUUACACCGAGUUCGUCGAGCAUGGGACAAUGGUGCUGCCAUGGUACAUGAGUAACAAGACCAUCAUCGGUAACUACAACAACCCGACGGCUCGCCGCAGCGUACACGCCCAGGAAAGCGCUCACAAAAGUCGGGUUCUCCCCACCAAGUUCGUCCACAUCUAUCAGGAGAUCGAGCUGACGCCAUCGCGAACAAGGGGUGCUUGCUUGUUCAUGCGUUAUAUGAGCGUGCUGAGUGGUCAUGUUCACUCCGGGGGUGUCGCGUUGGCCGUCCGUCAAUCCAGUCUAUCCGAGUCCGCGAUGGCGCGGAGCCUUUACUUGAUCACACAUGGACAAGGUGGCGAGUUUCAACAAGCACAUCCACGAGGUCUAGUGGGUGGCCCUGUUGAGGACCGCCGGUUGCGAAUGCCCUCUGUUCAGUCCGACAUCCUCCGCCGGCGUCGGCAGCCACGUCACUCAGCCAGAUCCUGUAGCUAUUCUUAUUGUCUCGGAAGGGCGGAGGAGCUCUUCGGUGACUUGCCAGACGUCAUGGUGAAGAGCCUCUUUCUCUCUGAUAAGGCACAUUCUGUUCGCGCUGUAUCCAGCCGGGCUGUCACCAGCUACCUGCCACAAGCCAACAGUGAGAAUGUCCCUGUAGCAGUGUCUGGUGACCGGGACGAGGUCGGAUUUGUUCGGCCCUCAGUCGGGCGUAUACUUCAAGUAUCAACUGCGCUCGGUGCCAGUCGAGCUAUGGUUCCUACUGGAUGUCGCAGGCAUACGGUGUCGCCGCUCUCGCUCAUUGGAGUAUCGCGAUCGCCGCAUCUAGAAUAUAACUUACGGCGAUCGAACUCAUACAUCCGUGGUGCUGAAAUUCGUCUCCCAGCCCCUGCGGAUGUAGGGUUCAGAGACUUUCAAAAUUAUAACGCCGACCCUGGUGUUGCUCAGGCAAUCCGGUUCCGCAUUAGUAACAGAGGAAACAUCAACAGGAACGAGUGCACGUCAAGUUCCAAGCGCUUUGGAUUGAACCUCGCCAACGAUCAUACCGUAUGGACAGAUUUGGGCGAGUUUGACUGCAGACAUCAGGGAGAAGAAUCAGAUGUUGCAGUGAAAGCGCUCGCAGACCGUAUCUUCGCCCGUUACUGCAAAAUCUUUGCAAAGACUUGUACCGACAGCCGUGCGAAAGAGACAAUGACUCUGCCGGGCAAGCCGACAUCGUCGGAAGACGUCUGGAAGAAAGGCCAGCGGAAUAAAAAUGAGAAAAGGCAGAAGGAGAAGAAGAGACCCGAUGACAGCAAGAGGAGCCGGCCUAGCGGUUGUUUCAUUGGGCCAUCGACAAAGUCGGGCUCGGCGAACUUGCGAACGGGGUGUGACUGCGGUGGUACACUGUCAGGCGGGCCUGCCAUCCGAUCUACUCUCCUGUUGAUUGAGUCGGGUGAUGAAGUGGAUAUCCUUGACUUCAGAUUUCGCUGUAGGGGGGCGUUCUGGAUGGCACAAACCAAGGCUCAUCGACGGGCCUAUCACAACCAGCACGAGGGCCUCUCGGAUCAAGUGGCUUGCCCCUACGCAGCGCGCCUUAAGGUCGCUGGAAUGGAGAGCCUGAAUCCAUACGACAACAUCUCUGCCCGUAACCACACUGAGUUCAUCGGGAGAAUAUCAUCGACGCUUACGUGGAGUAUUUGUUGUCUUUCCGGCAGGACAAGCACGGUCUCUACCAACUUAGAUCAAGCCCGCCGAUAUGGAACGGGCCGCACUCCUCGUGUGCAGGUGGCAUCAGGGUAUCAACAACUUGAUUGGCAUCUUAGGAAACGAGUGCGGGCGAGUGUAUGGGUAUGA